Rattus rattus (black rat) is the source of this 318-nucleotide messenger RNA. RefSeq names its product defensin beta 135 (gene Defb135). The transcript is spliced from 2 exons. NCBI's taxonomy places the organism in Eukaryota, Metazoa, Chordata, Mammalia, Rodentia, Muridae. The coding region runs from base 45 to 272 and encodes 75 amino acids. Gene Ontology annotation, biological process: innate immune response. The record is from RefSeq and is a predicted model, not a curated record. Gene Ontology annotation, cellular component: extracellular region.
CUUUCCUUUGCACCUCAGAUGACUCUUUGCUCGCUGGUUUGACUAUGGGGAGCCUACAGUUGAUCCUUGUGCUCUUUGUCUUGCUCUCCGAUGUUCCCCCAGUUAGAAGUGGAGUGAACAUGUACAUAAGACAGAUUUACGAUACAUGCUGGAAACUAAAAGGCCAUUGCAGGAAUGUAUGUGGAAAAAAAGAAAUUUUUCACAUUUUUUGUGGCACUCAAUUACUGUGCUGUAUAGAAAGAAAGGAAAUGCCCGUUCUCUUCGUGAAGUAACUGUGAGUAUCCAGGGGCCUCCGGCUGGUUCCUCUGGGAAUUCUGA